Messenger RNA from Ectocarpus siliculosus, 1272 nucleotides. NCBI's taxonomy places the organism in Eukaryota, Phaeophyceae, Ectocarpales, Ectocarpaceae. The record is from the annotation of a GenBank genome assembly.
AUGGUAUAUUCACUCCUAGCUGCGAGUGCUCAUCCAAACCUUCGUGCUGGUAAGGAUGAGAAGGCGGACCUUACUGCUCUGCAUCUGGCUAUCUCGAACAAAGACACGGUUGUAAUCGAUGCCCUUGUAGAAGCCGGUGCUGAGGUUGACGCUCAGGGAGGUGCAACAUGUGAAACACCGUUGCACCUGGCGACCAAGCUGGAGUCAUUCAACGCAGUGGCCAUGCUCUUGGCGCACGAAGCUGACCCGAACAAGAUGAAUGGUAACCAGUACUCUGCUCUCCACCUGGCGGCUGAGAGCGGCAGCACUGCCAUCGUUCAUGCGCUCCUGGCCGAGGGUGCACAGCCGAACCUUCGAGGAGGCGAGGAUGGAAAGACCGCGUUGGACCUCGCCACGGUCGGGGGCCAUGCUGAGACUGUGACAGCUUUAGUCCAGCACCGGGCGAGCUUGAACGCUACGGACAAGAUUGGCCGUACGGCCAUGCACGCUGCUGCCUCCUACAACAACGCCGGGAUCAUCGAUGUUCUUGCCGCCGCCGAUGCUAAUGUCGACGCGAGGGACCAAAAGAGUUGGACACCUGUGCAUGUCGCGUCGUCUCAAGGGUACGCGGAAGCUGUCACGGCGUUCAUGAGGCACGAGGGUGGUGGCAACCAUUACAACACCGAAAAAGAAUCGCCGCUCCACCUUGCAGUACGUAAAGGCCAUUGCGCUGCUGUGACCGCCAUCUUGGUCGGCGGCGCAAAUCCUAACCUCUGCAAAGAUGCUGACUCUCCGUUGUACCUGGCUGCUUGUUGUUCGAGACUAGUUGUGGUGAAGGUGUUGAUUCAAGACGGAGCGAACGUCAAGGAAAUCUGCUCCAACCGUGCUACCGCCUUGCACACAGCUGUCAAGAAUGUCGAUGUAGUUGAAGCACUCAUCGAUGCAGGAGCCCACCUCGAGGAUGACGAGGGCUGUACUCCUCUUCACCGUGCUCUCGCUCGGGGGUGCUUCAAAAUCGUCCUCGCCCUGCUGAAGUAUGACGCCGACCCCACCAAGCUGACGGUCAACGGCCGUGGUAGCCUUUACGCGGCCGCGGAAGGGGGUAACGUAUCCUGCGUAGAACUAGUUCUCGCCGACGGUGUGGACAUCAAUUUCGCGACAUCGCGGGGUCCACCGCACUGCACGUGGCUGCUCGUCGUUCCUCCGAAGUCGUGGAGAAACUGCUCCAACACGGCGCGGACACGGAGGCUCGAAAUGUGUCUGACCGCACUCCACUCCACGAGGCCACCUUGA